UUGCCCACUGUCACAGUUAAACCUGCUGAUAUGCAGCUUAUCCUAACUCCGGAACCCACUACAGAGGUUCAGAGUUUUCCAACUCAACAUAAUGUCCCAGCUCAGCCUCCAGAGACGCCUGAGGUGAAGCCUCCAACCCAGCAGGAGGACCUGAGUAAACUUUCAGAGCUCCUUGAGGACAAUGACCUGUCUCCAUUCCAACUAGAGGUUCCCCAAGAAGCCUCAGCUCAACCUCCAGAGCAACCUGAAGAGAAUGGAUCCCCUUCAAAUACCCAGGAGAAGCUAGCGGCAACUGCAGAGCCCCCUAAAGAGGUUGAAACUCAACAUCCAGGGCAUAAUGAGGUGCCAGUUUCAAGUGCAGACCAGGCACAUGGUCAGCAGCCAAAUCUGACUAAGGUCAUUGUUCAGCCAGUGGAUGUGGAAAUUACUGUAACUCUAGAAUCCAAUAUGGACAUUGAACUUUGUCCAACAAGACAUGAGACCCUAACUCAAUCUCUAGAGUCUUUUCAAAAAGUUCAGGCUAAUCUUCAACUUACCAUAACUCUAGAACCCACUACCAAGGUUGUACAUUCUAUAACCCUCCAGAAAAGCACAGUUCCUCCUAUAAAUUGA
Elephantulus edwardii (Cape elephant shrew) is the source of this 612-nucleotide messenger RNA. RefSeq lists its product as uncharacterized. The transcript is spliced from 4 exons. Lineage: Eukaryota; Metazoa; Chordata; Mammalia; Macroscelidea; Macroscelididae. The record is from RefSeq and is a predicted model, not a curated record. The annotation marks the transcript as partial.